Messenger RNA from Lytechinus variegatus (green sea urchin), 3623 nucleotides. RefSeq names its product tribbles homolog 2-like. The record is from RefSeq and is a predicted model, not a curated record. Gene Ontology annotation, cellular component: nucleus. The transcript is spliced from 3 exons. Gene Ontology annotation, molecular function: ATP binding; mitogen-activated protein kinase kinase binding; protein kinase activity. Gene Ontology annotation, biological process: protein phosphorylation; regulation of MAP kinase activity; positive regulation of proteasomal ubiquitin-dependent protein catabolic process. The coding region runs from base 1111 to 2118 and encodes 335 amino acids. NCBI's taxonomy places the organism in Eukaryota, Metazoa, Echinodermata, Echinoidea, Temnopleuroida, Toxopneustidae.
UGCGCUCGCAAAGUUUUAUUUUGCAAUCAAAAUGGCACCGACGGAGUCCAACUAGCCGCCUUUGGCUCUCGAAUUUUCAGAGACCAUCCACUAAGCAGGGCAACAGCGUCGUUAGAAAACAUCUAACGGUGCUUAGCAAAUAUCAUUCUGGAGUCUCAACUUUUGGCAGAGAAGGAAAACAAUUUGGAAUUCGAUAAAUCACCCCGACAAAAAAUUGAUACAAAGUCCGUCAUCACUCAGCAUUGUGCAACCUAUUCGUGUCAUAGAGAGACAACGUUACGACGCCCUGCAUUGCAUUGAUCAGAUUCGGAUUGGUAUUGCGUCAUCACCACUUAAUCAUUCAAGGAAUUGUGUAUUAUUUACACGUUUACAAUAUCAAGCAAGCACAUCUUACCGUCUUCAACACAAGCUUUGACGUUAGCUGGACUAGCGACUCAACUCCAAACACUACGCCGUCUACGGCUGGAUCUGUUUUCUUGGCCUUGCCCUUGAAUUUGUGAAGCUGAACUUGAUUUUGAAUAUUGGCAGGACCAAUUCAGUGUGUGUGUGUGUUUUUAAUAAAAAUUUAGAGGAUCUGGACCUCUUCAUCAAAUGAUUGUAUUUCCAUUUUCCAGUGCAGCUGAAUAAGAUAUUUGGCAGUUGCCAAUAUUUUGCUAUCUAUUUCACUUAAAUAAUAUCGGAGACUUAAAUCUCAGGGACAGGGUUGUUGAAAAUGAGCAUCUAACUCUAUCUAGUUUAUCUAACUAACUUUUAGAUGUUCUCUGACACUAUCGUUUAUAACAGUGAGUGAGAUAGAUCUUUCCUAAGUGCUGCGGAUUUUAUAUUAAGCAGCAUCAUUCAUCGGUGUGUUAAGAAGCCAGGACACAACUACUGAGACAGAUACACAGCCAAAAGUAUACUGGAACAAACCUGUGCACUAUUGAAGUGUAUUUUGCUUUUAACCAUAGUAGAAAUAAACUACUACUAACCAAAAGAGUAGGCUAAAGUUCUAGUUCAGCACUGUUGGUGUAAAAGACAACUAGCAAAAUUUAAUUUCUCUUUUUUGGUCAGAGGUUUAAUUUGCUGAGGUUGAAUCGGGUCAGAGAGGAAUCAGAAAUAAAUUGUCACUUGAUGAACAAUUUUGCGUCUGCCCCUAUUCCGAUCCAUCAUGGUCGGGGUAAAUUUCAAAUAUUUCAGGACGUUUCUUCCGAAUCAACUGGUGGACAAUUGAGUCCUCAGCCACAACUUUCCCCGAGUCCGCCAAGUUUUGUCUCCAGUGAGGAUCAUGUAGUCUCGAGAAUUGGAAAUUAUGUUCUCCUGGAGGAAGUAGCUCCGAAAGUAAACAAGUGUAUUGAUACUUUAAAUAACAAAGAAUGCAUUUGUAAGGUAGUGGAUGUGGAUAAAUACCGGGAGGCAUUUGCUGUACACUUUCACUUGGGCUAUCAUCCCCAUAUUAACCAUGUUGAAGAGGUGUUGCAUGGCCACAGUCAGGCAUAUGUCAUCUUGCCCAUCACCCAUGGAGACAUGCACUCCUAUGUCAGGCGGAAGCGCAAGCUACGAGAGCGGGAGGCUGCCUCCCUCUUUCAUCAGAUGGUGCAAGCCGUUGCACACUGCCAUGCCCAUGGCGUCAUCCUGCGGGACCUGAAGCUGCGCAAGUUUGUCUUCAAGAAAGAAGAAAGAACUGAUAUCGUUCUUGAUGGGAUUGAAGAAGGCCGGAUGCUAUCUACACCAAGCGACGAUAAUUUGAAUGACAAACACGGUUGUCCUGCCUACGUUAGUCCAGAAAUACUUCUCACCAAUGGUAGCUACUCUGGUAAAGCUGCGGACAUGUGGAGCCUGGGCGUCAUUCUCUACACCAUGUUGGUGGGGCGUUACCCAUUCCAUGAUUCCGAUCCCGUCUCUCUCUUUACCAAAAUCCGUCUCGGACAGUACAAUGUUCCAGAUUCCCUCUCCACCCAGGCUAAGUCCAUGAUUUACAGCCUGAUGCGGGUGAGUCCUAGUGAGAGACUUACAGCCGAGGAAGUCCUUGAGCAUCCCUGGUUUCGAACCACUAGUCAGAAGUCAUCAAGGAAAUCGGAACCUAAGAUGGUGGAUCAACUUGUUCCAGAUUUUUUUUCAACAGAUGAUGAUCUGACAUAGUAUUUGAUUUGUUAUUCAUCUCACCGUUUCAGUUCUUAUAAAUUUGAUUGUACAAUAGUGGGAUAUGAUUUCUCCCCCCCCUCUUCCUUUCCCAUUUCUUUUCUUGAUGUAAUAUUAACAAGUCUAAAUGUCUUAAUAUAACCAAAUAUGGCCCGACUGGUAGUCGUUCAAUUAGGAUUUAUUAGUCAUGUGAUUUUAUUAUGUCAGAGAGUUGAUUUACCUAUUUAGUUAAUUGUGCAUCAGAAUAUGUUAGGCUAUAAAUUGAUAUAGCCAAUCACAAAACAUUUUCUACUUUAGGGUUAUUACUCUUGAUUGAUUUCUGUAGACCUAAAGUUAAAUGAAUGAUAUGUACCCACAAUCCAUUCAGACCUAUUUUGCCAAGAUCAUUCUGACUAGGGUCCUGUGUGCCCCCCCCCCAUCAGCUGAUCGUCUGUACCAUUUGUUUUGUAGCAUUUUGAUAUGCAUUCAUAAAAUUUGUAAGAUACAUGUAUGCAAGAAGAAAAAAAGUAAUUAUCCUGACUGACAGGAUGUUAUAAUAUUUUCUUAUAUGAUUCACAUCAUUGAACCUUUACCAAAGAUUUCAAGACAAACAUGAAAUAUGAAUUUUCAGUCAUAAUACAGUUUAAAUCAAAAGCUUCAGUCACGAUUGGUUGUUCCAGUGAACUACAUUGGCUAGACUAUGUAAAACUGUCAGAAAUUGUUUAAUGAAUCCCCACAAAAGAUGGUUAUUCCUGUCUAAAGACUGUAUUGGUGGAGAAACCACUUCAUGGCAAAAGAUCAACUCAAUUCCGGCAAAAUAUUUCAGGAAUUAUUUGGCUUAGAUAUGUAAACUCCUGGAGAAGGUUCAUGAAAGGACCUAUUGGAUAAAACUAUGCUACAAUGUGUUUUCUAUUCACCAUUUACCAAAGGAACUGUGUUUCUUAGCCAAUCAAGGCCUGUAUGUUGUCAGGAUCUGACAGCCUGCCUUUAUUUUGACUUGCUGAGAAGCAAUGUUACUAUGGUAACUGUCAGGUAAAAUGGAAUAUAUGUCAGAUAAAUCAUCCGACAUGUCCUUUCAUGAAACACUCCAAUGAUUUACACUAUCAACGUAUAAAAAGAAAUAUACAUUACAGCCUCCAGUGGUAUAUUAAAUUCAAAUUCCGUGCUUGGGUUGCAGUUUUAUCUACAAGCAGCGUACAUGUACUGAGUUGUCCUGAGUAUCUUUAAAAAAAAAAUUUUCUUGAUGGUGAGGCUUUGAGGGGUGAUCCGUAAUUAAUGGCUUUGGUGCAUUUUGAUAAAAAAACAAAGUGGAAUAAUUUACAGAAAGCAUUGUAAAAUAAAGUGUACUGUUGAAGCUUUUGAUUGAUCAGAAAGAAGAACUUGUUCACAAUCAUGGAGUAUCCGUGUUCCAUAUUCUUUGUCAGGCAACAAUAGGCAUAGAGAUAAGUUAUUUCAGAUAUGUGUCGGCACAUGCACAAGAGGUGUGUAGAGGAUGGUCAGUAGAAUGCAUCAAACAAGUUUGUAAU